Molecule: messenger RNA, 585 nt
Organism: Rubroshorea leprosula
Lineage: Eukaryota; Viridiplantae; Streptophyta; Magnoliopsida; Malvales; Dipterocarpaceae
Source: the annotation of a GenBank genome assembly
CCGGCGGCCUUCAACUUCCUCUCUGUGUUCCUCAACUGCGAGACCUCACAGAGGAAGAAAAUGUCAAUAGCGCCAUCAGCUUCUCGUCUUCACUCACCGUUUCUUUCUUCUCCACUCAAGCUCUCCUCUCAUCCUGCUCCGACUCCGUCGUACAAAUAUUCGAGAAAUCAACGGUCGCCGGCGUCUUAUCCGCGAAUUAGAGCCGCUGAUCUCGACCAAAACACGAUAAUAGCAGUAUCAGUAGGACUGGUGAGCGUUGCGGUUGGGAUAGGCAUUCCAGUCUUCUACGAGACUCAAAUCGAUAAUGCUGCAAAACGAGAGAACACACAACCUUGCUUUCCUUGCAAUGGUACUGGUGCACGUAAGUAAUUCUUUCUCUGGUUUAACAUCUUUCCGCUUAUUGUUUUUGGAAAUUUAAUGAGAAAUGAAAACGAUUCAUAGUGAAGUUCAGUUUCUCUCUAGUUGUUUGAUUUAGAGAGGAAUUAGGAUUAACAAAGGAAAGAAAUGAGACAAUUUUGCAGCAAUAGAUCUUUUUUAUUUAUUGUUAUUCAUGUUUGGUUCAUAAUGUCACCCCAGGAAUUCUCU